This is a messenger RNA of Ilyonectria robusta, 1167 nucleotides long. RefSeq names its product kinase-like domain-containing protein. Gene Ontology annotation, cellular component: cytoplasm. NCBI's taxonomy places the organism in Eukaryota, Fungi, Ascomycota, Sordariomycetes, Hypocreales, Nectriaceae. Gene Ontology annotation, biological process: phosphatidylethanolamine biosynthetic process; phosphatidylcholine biosynthetic process. Gene Ontology annotation, molecular function: ethanolamine kinase activity; choline kinase activity. The transcript has 6 exons. The record is from RefSeq and is a predicted model, not a curated record. The coding region runs from base 1 to 1167 and encodes 388 amino acids.
AUGACCGUGGAAAUUCCCUUUGUGCGACACGCCUUUGACGGGUCUGAGGCCACCGACUCGAUACGACGUCUCGCCUCGUUUCUUUUCCAGGACGCCGGGUCAAGCGAGGGGGAGAUUCGCGUUACGAGGUUGACCGAAGGCACCACCAAUGCGUUGUUCAAAGCUAGUCGCCAAAGCACUGGCCAGGCCUCAGAGACGGUGCUGGUCAAGGUCUACGGUGAAGGCACCGAGAUCACGAUCGACCGAAAUAAGGAGAUCAAGCUACACAAGAUUCUCUCUGACAACAAGCUUGCCCCCUCCCUCUUGGUCCGCUUCUCCAAUGGCCACGGAUACCAGUAUCUCGACGGCACGCCAUGUUCGGUCGACGCGAUUGCGGACGCCAAGAUCUGGCGCGGUGUCGCUCGAGAACUCGCGCGGUGGCACGCUGUCCUCCCAGCUGCGCCGGUGAACAGUGCCGAGGCCGCUCUGAAAUUCGAGCCCAGUGUUUGGUCGACUGCGACUAAAUGGCUUGACGCGCUCCCUAGCGAGACGGCACAGCAACGGGCCCAGAAGGGUCUAUUGGACGCCGAGUUUCAGUACUUGGUGGAGAAGCUGUUGAGAGACCGCCCGCAGGAUUCCCUGGUAUUUGGACAUGGCGACUUACUAUGCGGCAAUAUCAUCAUCCAAGACCAGGACGCCGAGGGAAUGCAGAAUGACGUUGCAUCGGUCAAAUUCAUCGACUACGAACACUCGACCUACUGCCCGCGGGCGUUUGAGCUGGCGAAUCACUUUGCCGAAUGGACCGGGUUCGAGUGCGACUACGCCCGGCUGCCGACGACGUCGACGCGGCGCGCCUUCAUCCACGAAUAUCUCCAGACGCAUCACGACAUGGCGACGGAGCGGCACGGCGCGGCCGGGUUGGCCACGUCUCGGGCGAGCGAGGCCGAGGUGGACCAGGCCAUGGCCGACGUGGACACGUUCCGGGGCUUCCCUGGCUUCUACUGGGGGCUCUGCGCGUUGAUCCAGGCCCAAGCAUCCACCGGGUCGAUCGAGUUCGAUUAUGCGGGCUACGCGGAGAAGCGCUUCUCCGAGUAUUGGGCAUGGCGGCAGCAGGACGGGCCAGGCUCUGGCAAGGCCGAGACCAAUCAGGCCAUGGAACAGAGGGAGACGAGAUGGGCCGCCUCUUAG